This is a messenger RNA of Blumeria graminis f. sp. triticale, 855 nucleotides long. Lineage: Eukaryota; Fungi; Ascomycota; Leotiomycetes; Helotiales; Erysiphaceae. The record is from the annotation of a GenBank genome assembly.
AUGUUACGGAGACGUUUCUUUGCACGACCAGUACUACCCCGAAAUUUCUCAAGGUCAAUCUUCUACGUCCCACCGCUCCCGCACUUUGAAAAGACUAGAGGUAUCCCAGGCCUCCUCACCGAACCAGCAUUCGAAAUAGCAUGGGUGCAGUACCAGUCAAUGCUCCUGAAAAAUCUAAACAGAUUAGUUAACGACACAAUAUGGGCCAAUAAGAGUCCUAAAGAAAUUGCCAAUAAUUUUGCGCGAGAUCCCGAAAAUGCAGCAACAUUCAACUAUGCCUCUGCUGCUCACAAUAACCACUUCUUCUUUGAAUCUCUCACAUGUAACGAUACCAACCCUGAAAACACGCCGGAAAAAUUUCGGGCACAGAUCACGAAGAGCUUUGGGAGCUUCGAGACUUUGAGGCUAGAUAUGCUUAAAACUGCAAAUGCCAUGUUUGGUCCGGGAUUUGUCUGGCUUGUGAAGGAUUUCGAGAACAACUAUUCCAUCCUAGCUACCUACCUAGCAGGCAGUCCAUACCCUGAGGCGCACUUUAGGAAACAGUCUGUCGACUACAACAUCCAGAGCGCUGAAUCACCCAAGAACUUUUCGGAGCACAUGAAGAAAAUGGUGGCUGGGCCACCUGCCAACUCAGUGGGAAAAUUUGGCUCCCAAAUAGAUGACCCUAAGCGUCCUCCUGGGGGCACUAUACUUACUCCUGUACUUUGUGUAAACACUUGGCCACAUGUCUAUCUUCCUGACUAUGGUUUCCAACCCGGCAAAGAGGAAUUUACGGCGCAAUGGUGGAAAAAAAUCAAUUGGGACAUUGUAUCAUCGCGUGCAAUUGGAAGUAGUACCCGGGAUUUCGUUCUUUAA